Molecule: messenger RNA, 4782 nt
Organism: Cicer arietinum (chickpea)
Lineage: Eukaryota; Viridiplantae; Streptophyta; Magnoliopsida; Fabales; Fabaceae
Product: ABC transporter C family member 10-like
Biological process (GO): transmembrane transport
Cellular component (GO): membrane
Molecular function (GO): ATP binding; ATP hydrolysis activity; ABC-type transporter activity
Source: RefSeq, a predicted model, not a curated record
UUUUGUAGUUUUUUUUAUAACUAAAAAUUUAGAUUAGGAGAGACACACUCCGACGUAAGUUCAACGAAAACUAAUAACUUCAUUGAAUAUUUAAAUGUAAUCUACAAAUUGUAGAAUUUCGAACUUGAACUUAAGUCACAACAGGUUUCAUUCUUGUAGUUUUUUCUAUUGUUUCCCUUUAUGUUAUAGAGUUUGAGCACCAAAAAGAAGCUUAAAAGAAGAUGGAGAAUCCUUUAUGUUAUGAUUUCAUGCUUUUGAAAGAUCCUUCCUCAUGUAUUAACCAUUUGUUGGUUAUUUUCUUUGAUUUGUUCAUGCUGAUGAUGCUGUCAUUCAUCAUGUUCCUGAAGUUUUCCUCAAGACCCUUUUGGAGUCUAGUAAAACAUUCAAACUUGCAGCUAGUUUCUGCCAUAACCAAUGGCUCUCUUGGUUUGUUGCAUUUAUGCUUUGGAAUUUUGGUUUUAGAGGAAAAGUUAAGAAAAACACACAAUGUAUUUCCUCUUAACUUUUGGUUGCUAGAACUCAUUCAUGGAUUCACAUGGUUGUUUGUAAGUUUAACUAUAAGUCUUCAGAUAAAACAACUCCCAAGAUCAUGGUUGUGGCUUUUUUCUAUUCUAAUAUUCUUUGUUUCAUUUAUAUUAUGUUCUUUUUCCAUCUCUUAUGCAAUUGGAAGUAGAGAACUAUCUCUCAAGGAAGCUUUAGAUGUUCUGUCGAUUCUAGGCGCAUCGAUACUUCUUGUAUGCACUUACAAAGAAUGUAAAUGUGAAGAUGAAGUUGAAAGAGACACUAGUGAAAGGCUUUAUACUCCCUUAAAUAGCCAACUCAAUGAUGUUGUACCUAUUAGCCAUGUAACUCCAUUUGCUAAAGUUGGAUUAUUUAGUAAGAUAUCUUUUUGGUGGUUGAAUCCAUUGAUGAAAAGAGGUCAAGAGAAAACACUUGAAGAUGAAGAUAUCCCAAAGUUAAGAGAGUCUGACCGUGCUGAAAGAUGUUAUUCGUUAUUCGAAGAACAGUUAAACAAAAGAAGAGAAAAUGAAUCGUCAUCCCAUUCAUCGAUUUUAUCGACAAUAGUCUUGUGCCACAAGAGAGAGAUUUUGGUAACUGGAUUCUUUGCUUUGAUUAAGGUACUCAGUCUAUCUUGUGGUCCUCUACUUCUGAAUGCCUUUAUAUUGGUUGCUGAGGGUAAUGAAAGUUUCAAAUAUGAAGGUUAUAUAUUGGCUAUAUCACUAUUCUUUAUAAAAAUCAUAGAAUCCCUAUCACAAAGACAAUGGUAUUUCCAAAGUAGACUUAUUGGGAUGAAAGUUAGAUCAGUACUUACUGCAGCCAUUUAUAAAAAAAUACUAAGGCUAUCCAAUUCUUCUAGAUUGAUUCACUCAAGUGGUGAGAUUACGAAUUAUAUGACUGUAGAUUCUUAUAGAAUUGGAGAAUUUCCAUUUUGGUUUCACCAAAUAUGGACAACAAUCCUUCAACUUUGUAUUGCAUUAGUAAUUCUGUUUCGCACAAUUGGACUAGCGACACUGGCAUCGUUGGCAGUGAUAGUUAUCACUGUGCUUUGCAACGCUCCAUUAGCUAACUUGCAACACAAGUUUCAAAGUAAACUUAUGGUGGCGCAAGACGAGCGAUUAAAGGCUAGUUCAGAGGCUCUGGUGAAUAUGAAAGUGUUGAAGCUAUAUGCAUGGGAAAGACAUUUUAAAAAUGCUAUAGAAAAGUUAAGAAAUGCAGAACUUAAACUGAUAUAUGCAGUGAAUUUAAGAAGAGCAUACCUUGUUUGUCUCUUUUGGACUGCGCCGAUAUUGGUGUCAGCCGCUUCUUUUCUAGCAUGUUACUUCCUAAAAGUUCCUUUGCAUGCAAGUAAUGUUUUCACAUUUGUGGCAACUUUACGCCUCGUUCAAGAGCCUAUUACAAGCAUCUCUGAUGUUAUAACGGUCGUAAUUCAAGCAAAAGUUGCAUUUGGUCGGAUUGGUAAUUUUCUCGAGGCACCAGAACUGCAAAGUGUAAAUUUGAAGAACAUGUGCUUUAAUGAGAGCUUCAAAGGCUCAAUUUUAAUAAAAUCUGCUGAAUUUUCAUGGGAAAGUAAUGUAUCAAAGCCAACACUAAGAAACAUAAAUUUAAAAGUUGGAAAUGGACAAAAGGUGGCUAUUUGUGGAGAAGUUGGCUCAGGCAAAUCAACUCUCUUAGCAACAAUUCUUGGAGAAGUUUUUAAAACAAAAGGAACUAUUGAUGUUCAUGGGAAGUUAGCAUAUGUUUCUCAAACAGCAUGGAUACAAACAGGCACAAUACAGAAAAACAUUUUAUUUGGAUCUGAAUUGGAUGAUCAAAGAUAUCAAGAAACACUUCAAAGGUCUUCACUGGUAAAGGAUCUUGAGUUGCUUCCUUAUGGAGACCUCACUGAAAUAGGUGAGAGAGGAGUUAAUUUAAGUGGAGGUCAAAAGCAGCGAAUUCAACUCGCUCGUGCUCUUUAUCAGAAUGCUGAUAUAUAUCUAUUGGAUGAUCCUUUUAGUGCUGUUGAUGCACAUACUGCAAAGAGUUUAUUUAAUGAUUAUAUCAUGGAAGGACUCAAAGGGAAAACAAUCUUACUCGUAACGCAUCAAGUUGAUUUCCUCCCAGCAUUUGAUACUAUUUUGUUGAUGUCUAAUGGAGCAAUCCUACAAGCUGGUCCAUAUCACCAGCUAUUGACCUCAAGCAAAGAAUUCCAUGACCUUGUCAAUGCUCACAAGGAAACUGCUGGUUCUAACCAGCUUGAUAAUGUUACUUUUUCUCAGAAAUAUUCAACUACUAGAAAAAUUACACAAGCUUUUGAGGAAAAUCAUAUUAAAGAAGCAAAUGGAAAUCAAUUAAUUAAGCAAGAAGAAAGAGAGAAAGGAGACACAGGAUUGAAGCCUUACUUACAAUACAUGAAUCAAAUGAAAGGCUACAUUUUCUUCACUGUGGCUUCACUUUGUCACCUUGUUUUUGUGAUUUGUCAGAUAUUACAAAACUCAUGGAUGGCUGCAAAUGUUGACAAUCCUCUCGUCGACAAGUUGAAAUUGCUUUUAGUUUAUUUCCUGAUCGGAGUUUGUUCCACAGUUUUCUUGCUCACAAGAUGUCUACUUGUAGUUGCUUUGGGUCUUCAAUCAUCAAAAUGUUUAUUUUCACAGUUGAUGAACUCUCUCUUUCGCGCGCCCAUGUCGUUUUAUGACUCUACGCCAUUGGGAAGGAUACUUAGUAGGGUCUCUUCUGAUCUUAGUAUUAUGGAUGUUGACAUUCCAUAUAGCAUUGCAUUUGCUGUGGGAGGCACAAUAAAUUUUUACUCUAGUCUUACAGUUUUGGCAGUUGUUACAUGGCAAGUCUUGAUUGUGGCUAUACCAAUGGUGUACGUCGCGAUUUGCAUGCAGAGAUACUACUUUGCCACAGCAAAAGAAGUGAUGAGAAUGAGUGGCACAACAAAAUCCCAUUUAGCAAAUCAUGUAGCUGAAACUGUUGCUGGAACUAUGACAAUAAGAGCUUUUGAGGAGGAAGAUAGAUUUUUUGAGAAAAAUCUAGAUCUAAUUGAUAUUAAUGCUAGUGCAUCAUUCCACAAUUUUGCCUCAAAUGAGUGGUUGAUCCAAAGGUUAGAAACAAUAACUGCAGUUGUUCUUUCUUCUGCAGCACUUUGCAUGGUUAUGCUUCCAUCAGGGACUUUCACCUCUGGAGUUAUUGGUAUGGCUCUAUCUUAUGGCCUUACAUUAAAUGCUUCUUUAGUAUUGUCAAUUCAAAGUCAAUGCAAUCUUGCAAAUCAUAUAAUAUCAGUAGAAAGGCUAAAUCAAUAUAUGCAUAUACAAAGUGAGGCACAAGAAAUAAUAGAAGGAAAUCGACCUCCUUUGGAUUGGCCACUUGCUGGAGAAGUACAAAUAAAUGACUUGAAGAUAAAAUACAGAGCAGAUGGAGCAGUUGUACUCAAUGGGAUCACAUGCACAUUUAAAGGAGGACACAAGAUUGGUAUUGUUGGAAGAACAGGAAGUGGUAAAUCUACUCUUAUAAGUGCUUUAUUUCGUCUUGUGGAACCAACUGGAGGAAAAGUUGUAGUUGACGGCAUAGAUAUCUCAUCUAUUGGCCUUCAUGAUUUGAGGUCACGUUUUGGGAUUAUACCUCAGGAUCCUACCCUUUUUAAUGGGACAGUUAGAUAUAACUUGGAUCCUUUAUUUCAAUACUCUCAUCAAAAUAUAUGGGAGGUUCUUGGGAAGUGUCAAUUGCGAGAAGUUGUCAAAGAGAAAGAAAAUGGCUUAAACUCCUCAGUUGUUGAAGAUGGAUCAAAUUGGAGCAUGGGACAAAGACAAUUAUUUUGUUUGGGACGUGCUCUUUUAAGGAGAAGCAAAAUAUUAGUGUUGGAUGAAGCAACUGCAUCAAUUGAUAAUUCAACUGAUUUAAUUUUGCAGAAAAUAAUUAGAACUGAGUUUGCAGAUUGUACAGUGAUCACAGUAGCACACAGGAUACCAACUGUGAUGGAUUGCACUAUGGUUCUUUCAAUCAGUGAUGGUAAAUUGGUGGAGUAUGAUGAGCCAAUGAACUUGAUGAAGAGAGAAGAAUCCUUGUUUAGGAAGCUUGUUAAGGAAUAUUGGUCUCAUACUCAUACAUAGACACAAUAUUGACACUAAUAUUGAACCUGAUAUGUAGACAUUGUUAACAAUUUGAAAAAAGAGAAGCGAUGAUAUUUAAUUAUAUGUGUCAAUGUCAUGUUAGACACCAACAUAAAGACUUGAUCAUUUCAUUUGGAAUGGAAGCAACACAUGACAAGAUAGUAAGACUUGAUCAUUAGUUUGACUGAAUCAA